AUGUCUUCGGCCACGGGGUCCAAAGUGAUCUCGGUCAAACCGCUUGAAAACAAAGAUGCGCGGUGGAUAAACCUCGUCCAGAUCGAAUACGAAGGCCCCGACGGCAAGCUGCGCACGUGGGAGGCGAUGCAGCGCACGACACGGCCCAAGGACAGCCCCGUCGACGCCGUGACCAUCGUGGCGAUCCGGAUCGAGUCCGCCGCCGUCGGCCCUGAGGUCCUGCUGGAGAAGCAGUUCCGCCCGCCCGCUGGCGCCGUCGUGGUCGAGUUCCCCGCCGGCCUGAUGGACGCCGGCGAGACCACCGACGAGUGCGCCGCGCGCGAGCUCCGCGAGGAGACGGGCUAUGUCGGCGAAAUUGUGCCUGAUGUGGCGGGCGCGAGGCCCGUCUUCUUUGGCUCGCCUGCAUCCUCGUCCUCCCGCACCGUCGUGAUCAACGUCAGGGUAGAUCUCGGAAGGGCCGAAAACCGGAACCCUACCCCACAGCUUGAGGCCGACGAGUUCAUCGUACCGUUCUGGGUGCCGGUCAAGAGCCUGCAUGCCGAGUGCAGGAGGUUACACGAUGAGGGCUUUGCCAUUGACAGCAAGGUUGGCAUUUUUGCCGAGGGCAUCGAGGUCGCCAAGUUGUGCCAGCCUGCGCUCUGA
Lasiosphaeria miniovina is the source of this 642-nucleotide messenger RNA. Its product is annotated as MutT/nudix family protein. Gene Ontology annotation, cellular component: nucleus; cytosol. Lineage: Eukaryota; Fungi; Ascomycota; Sordariomycetes; Sordariales; Lasiosphaeriaceae. The transcript is spliced from 5 exons. Gene Ontology annotation, molecular function: ADP-ribose diphosphatase activity. The record is from RefSeq and is a predicted model, not a curated record. Gene Ontology annotation, biological process: nucleoside phosphate metabolic process; ribose phosphate metabolic process. Bases 1 to 642 code for a protein of 213 amino acids.